AUGAGCCACCUCGAUGAGAACAGCUUCUUGAAAGUGGCCAGAUCACACGAAAAGCUGCUCGAGGCCACGCGGCUUAUGAAAAACAAGAGCUUCUACUGCGUGGAUUGGCAACGCGACAAGGCGUUCACACAUCGCGAGGCGCCCUCGUUGCUGCGAAUGCCCUGGUCGUGGACGUUUGAUGAGGCGGAUGUGUUGCUGAUGGGCGCCAAGGUGCGCUGGAUGGCGCACGAUCUGGGCGCUCGACCCUCGUUGCGGCCGCGA
Messenger RNA from Mesorhabditis spiculigera, 261 nucleotides. The record is from the annotation of a GenBank genome assembly. Lineage: Eukaryota; Metazoa; Nematoda; Chromadorea; Rhabditida; Rhabditidae.